AUGCCUCCUCUCCCUGCUGGUCUCAUUCUUGAUGCCGAAGAACAAAUGGCAUUUGAACAAAUGGGCGGACGAAAUACAAUAACUUUCAAUCGUCUUGGGGAUAAUCAAAGUAGACUUGCUUAUAUCCAAGCACUCGUCAAUACAAAAAAUACUGAAAUGGAAAGAUCGGAGAUUGAAUUUCAGACUAUUUCUUUCGUAGCCUAUCUUGCUGUCCUUAUUUGUUUAACUGUUCUUAAAGAUCGAAACGAAAAUGAAAGGUCGAUGGGUCGAAAUGAAAUUGUACGAUAUGAUGAAUGGAUAAGUCGGUCAAUCGGUCUAAAUAGAAGAAAUGAACGGUUGAAUGAACGGUUGAAUGAACAAUCGGUAGAAUGGACAGGUCGAUUGAUUUUUAAUGAAAGGUUAUUAGAAUGGACAGAUCGGUCCGUGGGUCAAAAUACAAAUGAGUGGUUAAAUGAACCGACACUUCGAGAUGAAAAUGACAAGAAGCUUAAUCCUAAAGAAGAAUUAGAGUCCUUUUUUACAAAUUGGACAAAUCGUGUACCAAAAAAAUCAUUUUCUUUGAUUUUUAUCAGUCAGAACUGUUCAAUCACAACAAAAGUUGGAGGUUAA
Molecule: messenger RNA, 609 nt
Organism: Funneliformis caledonium
Lineage: Eukaryota; Fungi; Glomeromycota; Glomeromycetes; Glomerales; Glomeraceae
Source: the annotation of a GenBank genome assembly